Protopolystoma xenopodis is the source of this 447-nucleotide messenger RNA. The record is from the annotation of a GenBank genome assembly. Lineage: Eukaryota; Metazoa; Platyhelminthes; Monogenea; Polystomatidea; Polystomatidae.
AUGCUGGCCUUCCCUCAACCGGCCGGUUCGGAGCUGCACUCAUGCAAUGAUAGGUUCGUCGAACAGCUGAAAUUCUACUCACUUCGACUACUCUCUGCCGGACAGGAUGGUACCCUCAAAGCGUGGAAUUUAUUGUGUCAAGUUGAGCAGGCAAACAUGACUAGAGAAGCCAUCUGUCAAGAGGCUAAAGACCAAGACAGUUCAGUUAGACAGAUUGCUCGGCUGGAUACAAAUAGAUCAAGGUCUGAUCAACAGAUUCCAUCAUCCUGGCAACCGACUGAGCUGCAGAUCGACACUUGUGAAGUAGUGGAUCAGAGACUGAUGUCGAAAGAUAUGCAUUCCAGGUACAAUAAAAUGCGUUUCCAACCCACUGUUGGGGCCACUGCGCUAUUCUCAAGUGAUUUCUAUUCGUUAAACUCAACUCUAAGCCAAUCGCAUCAUGAAUGA